Messenger RNA from Grus americana (Whooping crane), 1921 nucleotides. RefSeq names its product chromosome 20 C9orf78 homolog (gene C20H9orf78). Gene Ontology annotation, biological process: mRNA splicing, via spliceosome. The transcript is spliced from 9 exons. Lineage: Eukaryota; Metazoa; Chordata; Aves; Gruiformes; Gruidae. The record is from RefSeq and is a predicted model, not a curated record. Bases 193 to 999 code for a protein of 268 amino acids. Gene Ontology annotation, cellular component: spliceosomal complex.
UACGUACCGCUGUCGUGUUACAGCGUUGCGUCACUAUAUUAUGGCUGCGUCACGUAGUCUCUUCCAUUGUGACGUCCCACCGUCAUAACCCCGCACCGCCGUGCCGUGCAGUAGCGUCUCGCCGUCGUGUCCGGCCGCAGCCGCACGCAGGCCCGUGGCACAGCCGUCCGAGCGCAGCCGUUUCUCGCGGCCAUGGGGGGGUCGCCACCCGGGCUAAAAGUUGAGGAAGCCAAAGAAGUUCAGAGCCUCAGAAGGCGACCCAAUGGGGUGAGCGCUGUAGCUCUGCUUGUGGGAGAGAAGUUGCAAGAAGAAGCAACACUUGUGGAUGACCCAUUCCAGAUAAAAUCUGGGGGAAUGGUGGACAUGAAGAAGCUGAAAGAAAGAGGCAAGGACAGGAUUAAUGAAGAGGAAGACCUAAACUUGGGAACUUCCUUCUCAGCUGAAACCAACAGGCGGGAUGAAGAUGCUGACAUGAUGAAGUACAUUGAGACUGAGCUGAAGAAGAGAAAGGGAAUUGUGGAGAAUGAGGAGCAGAAGGUGAAGCUUAAGAAUGCUGAGGACUCUCUGUACGAGCUGCCAGAGAACAUCCGUGUCUCCUCUGCCAAGAAGACUGAGGAGAUGCUGUCCAACCAGAUGCUGAGCGGCAUUCCUGAAGUGGACCUCGGAAUUGACGCAAAAAUAAAAAACAUUAUCUCAACUGAAGAGGCCAAGGCCAAGCUGCUGGCAGAGCAGCAGAACAAAAAGAAAGACAGCGAAACGUCCUUUGUUCCCACCAACAUGGCUGUUAACUAUGUCCAGCACAACCGAUUUUAUCAUGAGGAGCUAAAUGCACCAGUGCGAAGGAACAAAGAAGAGCCAAAGCCCCGUCCACUGAGAGUGGGGGAUACGGAGAGGCCAGAACCUGAGCGAUCUCCUCCAAAUCGCAAACGUCCACUCAAUGAAAAAGCAACAGAUGAUUAUCACUAUGAGAAAUUCAAGAAGAUGAAUAGGCGAUACUAAUGAACAUGGACUGAAGUCUUUGCAGUUGUUCUUGUUUUCGACUAAUAAAGGAUUUUGUGUCGGUGACCUGAAACAGAGUUGGGGAGUCACUACCUUCACGUGCUGGUGUUACCUACAAAGCUUUUCUUGUGAUCUUGUGAAUCAGUUUGCGGGUCAUUGUGAACUCUUUGGUCGGUAAAAUCUUGUAUAUAACUUAUUUUCAGUUAUAAAACUUCUUUUAUAAGAACAUGGGCUUUCAUGGUUGGCAUUUUUUAGUGAGAAAACAACUUGGCUUUUACAGAUUUUUUCGCCCUCUUAAAAAUAUGAAAAAAAGAUAAUUUAAAAGCAGCAGUGCUGUUUGCCUUGUAAAUAUAAAGGGAAGGUUUAAAGCUAGUUUGCUUGAAUGUAAAUUUGUAAGAAACUUGUUUGUUCCCAAGGGCCUUUGCUGUGCAGAGUGUGUAAGGCUGAGAUCCUGCAGCAGCGUGUGGAGUGCCGCUGCUCCUCAGCCUGGCUCGGAAGUGCUCUGGGAGGAGCUGUGGUGUUAGCGUUGCCUUCCUCCAGGAGGAACCAUGCUGUUGGCAUUGCCUCGCUGGGUCUGUCCUAAGCACAAGAAACAACAGCAGAUACACAGCGCUGGGGAUUUUAUAUGAUAAACUGUGAUGUUUUGUAUCUUCCCCCCCCCCCGUAGAGUUAUUUCUGUAGCAGUUCACUGCAUUUUAUUUUAGCUGCGAAGAAGAAGAAAAUUGGAUCAAGUUGUAAUUGUUGAAUUGGAGGGAAAUCUGACUUUCAGCUCUUGGGACAGGGUCCGUAUGGCAGCUGGUGAAGAAGCCAGAGGCCCCACAGCCAGUGUCAGCUACGUCUUCACAGGAGAAGUGACAUGAGCGUACUUGAAGCCAAGAGUUGGAACUUGAAAAUAAUAAAGGUGUUUUUAAGUGAUCGUAAA